Messenger RNA from Topomyia yanbarensis, 951 nucleotides. RefSeq names its product larval cuticle protein A2B-like. Lineage: Eukaryota; Metazoa; Arthropoda; Insecta; Diptera; Culicidae. Gene Ontology annotation, cellular component: extracellular matrix. The transcript is spliced from 3 exons. Bases 35 to 547 code for a protein of 170 amino acids. The record is from RefSeq and is a predicted model, not a curated record.
GCGUUGUGACAACCAGUACACACGGAUUACAAUAAUGGCAUUUAAAUUCGCAGUUUUCGCCGCCAUCGUGGCAGUAGCUAACGCCGUUGCUAUUGGAUAUCCAGCUGCUUACCCGGCUGCAUACCCUGCCAUUGCCAAGGUUGCUGCCCCAGUUCUGGCAAAGGCCGUCGACGACUACGAUCCAAACCCACAGUACAGCUUCAGCUACCACAUUGCUGAUGCCCUGACCGGAGACAACAAGGAACAGCAGGAAUCCCGUUCGGGAGAUGUCGUAACUGGAUCGUACGCUCUAGUUGAACCCGAUGGCACUCGUCGUGUUGUUGAGUACACUGCUGAUCCCGUCAACGGAUUCAACGCUGUUGUCCACCGCGAACCACUCGGCGUCAAGGCAGUCGCCAAGGUUGCCGCUCCGCUCGGAUACCCAGCUGCCGCUCAUUUGGGAUACCCAGCUGCCGCUCAUCUAGGAUACCCAGCUGCCGCUCAUCUAGGUUACCCAGGUGCCGCUCAUUUGGGAUACCCAGCCUAUGGCAAGGCCAUCGUUGGUUAAGCUUCAUACCAUCUACCUAACUCUAUCAAACUUUCCUCACUUCUUUUCAAAAAAUUCCAUUCUACUAGAAAGUCAUUAGCGUAAACUCUAUUUAUUUAUCAUGUCUUACUGCUAUCUCAUUUCUGUUUGCUGUCCUAUUCGAUACUUCUAUUUAUUUUCCUAAAAGCUACAAACAGUGAGUCUUCUAGUUAUUCCAAGCUCAACUAAGCGCGUGUACAAAAGGUAUAUGUUUGUAAAUACAAGCCAUUUAAUUAUAAUUUAAUUAUACUAGUGUGCAACGAGAUGCAGUUGAAAGCAUCUUUUUCCUUGACUGUGUGACUAAAGCAGAGUGUAAAUUAUGAUAGAAACUAGACAAUGUGAUGCAAACGCAUCAUGUUCAAAUAAACGCAAUUUCUCUAAAAGAA